GCUCAAAAAACAUAUCGGUCAGGUCUGCUGCUUGCCUCCUGCCCUAGUCUUUUGCGCCGGCCUCCGCCGCUUGGUUCCCUUCUCCCCUGCGGUAAAUCCUCAUUUUGUGAGUUUUUCUUUUGCGUUUUGAUGGAACCCAUCUUACAUGCCCACGCACCUUGGUCGCAACCUCCUUCAUAAAAGUUUUUGAUGAUUGUUGAUUGUCGUCUUUGCAGCAAACUUGAUACUAGAUUGCCGAAUCAAUGGUGCAGCACGCAAGAUGAUCAUUUGGGUUGCCUGGAAUGAAAAUUCUAGUACUGAUCACAAAACAGAACAGAAUUCGAGGUUCCCCGUUAUAGCCUCUUCUUUUGCUGUGAAGGGCUUUCCAGUCUUCAAUAUCAUUCUAAUAAUCAUCCUUGUAGAUACCGUCUUCGUAUCGCUUGCGCUACCGAGCACUUUGAUGCUCAGUGAAUGAUGUCGUUCGACGCGUUUGAAUAGGUAGUGUUAGGUUUUAUUAGUUGUCAUUUUUCUCUGUCGAUAGACUUUCAUCACAGGGUCUAUUUUCAUCAUGAUCAUACGAAGUUAUCUUUCGUAUUAUGAACUGCUUGUUGGGGAUAAUUAGUUCUCAUAAGUUAAAGUUGUUUUUGGUAGAUUUGUUGCGCGCCUACGAGCAGAGUUUUAGAGUUUGUCGAAAUUCAUGAUCAUUCUUGUUCCUCUUUAUUUGACGUGUUUUUUAUAAGGCCAACUUCUAUCCUUGAAUAAACCUUAUCGUUUAUAAGUACUUAAGUAAACUGAUUCAUUGAAUUAUCGCUUUCUGUUUUGUUCUUCUGCGGAUUCGACUCUUGUCCUGCACAACAAUGCUUGUCGUGUUGGAGGAUGAAAGAGGACACGAACAAGAACAUCAUUGUCAAGCAAACGGAACUUUAUAGGAGCUUGUGAGAACAAAGCUGACAGAAGCCAUGCGACCGCGUGCUGGGGCAUCUUCCCUUCCGAAGCGCUGCAGCACUCCUGCGCUGCUACUUUUUCUGGUUCUGCUGUCACGACUGGAGGGCGCUCGCGCUGUUAAGCUCGAAGAUGGGCAGCGACACAAGCGUUGCACAACAAACUGCGGUGCCAAGGGGUUCGAGCAAAGCGCCAUCAGACAUCUAGGACCAGACGAAUGUGCUGAGUGUCGAUCUCCCACUUCAAGAAGUCCGUGUCACGCUCCGUUUGCGGAAGUCAUUUUUCCGCAGGGUGAAGAACAUGACACUCCUGAGAGGGGUACUACCUAGCAUUUACAUACUUUCUGUAUGUAGCAAUCAUAGUACAUCUCUCAAUACUUUCUGUAUUUAGCAAUCAUAGUACAUACUUCCUGUAUAUAACUUAGCAAUCAUAGUACAUCUAGUCGUGUUUACAUCAACUACAUCGGAGUUGAAUAUCUCUUCUUAAGUCGGUUCUAAAAAGAUCUUACUCACUCACAUUUUUAGAUGCUUAAAUAGCAGGUUCUCUCGCCGAAGCCGCCACCUCCGCGGUCGACGCGAAGCAGUGUUGUCGUGUGCACCGGUGCUCAUCUGAAGAACAACAAAUAGAAGAAGCAGCACCAGAGCAUAGAACAGAAAUCUCCACAGCAUUAGGAGAAAACGAUAACACAGAAGCUAAUCAUGCUGCAGAGGAUGUUGAGAGGGUGGGAGAAAGGGACGCGCCAGCACGAAGGAGCGAAGGACGAGCCGGCGAGGAAGAGAGGGUCGACAGUUUCUUCCAUUUUCUGUACAAGAUUUUCUACCUGCCCUACAUUGAUCCGGUGGCGCAAUUUUUCUACUUCAUAUUCUCAAGUACUUAAGGCUACUCCACCUACUACAUCACGCUAGAGUCCUCGCGCAUCCUCAACAUCAUCCACCUUGGCUCUUUUUCGGGACCCGAAAAAGACGCCGGGGAUGCCUCCGAGGAUCCGCCGAUGGUGCAAUACAGAUCUAAAGUAUUUUACGGCUCCUGUUGGGUAUUCUCAACAUUCCAGUCGAAACAGCGGAACUUAUCGUCCUACUCGUAUUCGCAAUUGUCGGAGCCUUCGCCGGCUUGUUCCAGGACUACGUACUCCUGAACACCUACUUCUACGUUCUCUUAAGGCCUGGCGGGAUUCACGAUUUUCAUUCUAGAAGGAGCUCUCUUUCUUCUAAUUGUAUUAAGUUGUUUCAUACUUCUUGUUAGUCCUUUUUUAGUAAGUACUAUAUAUAAAGAGUACAACUAAUUCAGGAGUGUAAGAAGUCUUCUACUUCGUCUAAUCCUAGUUGUUUCUUACCUCUUGGUCACUCGCUUCCUUGGACGCUUACUUGGUCGAUGAAAGUAGACUGACACGACUUCACGACCACGCGAAUAGGUUAAUAUAUAAAGAGUACUAAUUCAGGAGUGUAAGUCUUCUACUUCUUCUAAUCCUAGUUGUUUCUUACCUGUUGGUCACUCGCUUCCUUGGACGCUUACUUGGUCUUGAAGUCCUCUCUGUCGACCGUUUGAGGCGAAGAUUUGAAGCCUGGCCGCCACCGAAUUUGGAAUUAGAGGAUUUAGCCGCUGAGGACUUCGCGUCUUUGAUUCUGCCACCCUCCGCCAUCCGCUGGGACUACGAAGAAAAACUGGCGAGCUUUAUCCAGCACGAAAUGGCACGUAGGGCGCAACAGAGAGAGGAGAAGCAACUCGAAGCAGCUGCUAGAGAGGAGAAGCAAACCGAAGCGGGAGUUGCAGAGAUGCCUACCACGACGCCUACAUCUUCACCGCAAAAAACAAACGUCAAAGUAAGUUCAGAGUCCAGCAUAGAGGGCGUGUCGCCAGAGAAGGGCCCGGAUGAAGGAGGGGGUGAUGAAAUAAAUAAAACCGAACAGAAACCUCCAGGUCCAGCCGGGGAUGGUCCUGUUCAGGUAGUUGAUGGUUCUCAAGUCGACGGUACGGAAGUGACCUCCACAGAAAGAACAGCGUCGGGCGUACUAACGACUGCCGGAGAAAAGGAUCAGAAUUCGAGUCGAAAGCGGCGUAUGCAAGCGUUAUCGGUAAAUUUGGAAGGGGCUCGUGUGAAUCUGAAUCGAACUGCCAAUCUUGCCGCAACGCGGAUACGCAAAGAGUAUGAAAAAAGUGUACUGCCGAGACAGCUGCAUCCCGCAGUGCUGAUCCCCUACUCCUACGUUGGGUCCUCUGGUAGAGGUAGCGAAGAAGGUCGCGGUGCUGGAGGAGGUUGUGGCGACCACGAUGGCACGAAUGCAGGAGCAGGCGGAGAAGAAGUUCUUGCAGAAGUAGAAGGCUUAUUUUCUUCUUCUAGAACAACUAGGGUUAUAUCUACUUCUUCAGAGAGUCGACGCCGCACCAUCUCGAACACUUCUUCAGUAGUGUCUUCGGCGAGUCCUGCGGCAACGAGGCGAAGACGCAAACCUGCACAAGUCGUUAUGAACCCAGAGGUUGUAGAAACUACGAGCCUAGACGUUGAGGUGGAGGAACACAUGCAGUCCCCGCUCCAAGCUCCUGCUAUUCCGCCCGAUAGUUCUUAAGGCUUCCGGGAAUCCAUCUUCCGAAGCAUCUACUUGGGGCACCCCCCCUCAUCCAAGGGAAAAGCAGACCCAAGAUGACUCUCAAGAUGGAUUCCGGUAUAAGAUCUAAGAUGGUGAUAAUCUCCCUCCGUUGUCAGGGCUGCAGUCUGCUCACUCUGGUGCCGAUGACCACUCUGACGACGAGAAUGAUAGUGAAUCGCGCGACGACGAUGACGUCUUAGAACAAAGUACUGUGAGCCGCGUCGAGGAUUUCUCUCCGUCUGUCUCACCUAUGAAGUACAAUAUGCCGAAGUCUCUCUCUGCCAUGGACCUGCGCUACAAAGACUAUGCCCACCGCUUCGAGACGGUAGCGCGUCUUUCUUCCGAUGGCGAGAGGGAAAGCGUGCUGGAGGAUACAACACGAAGGGCACCCACAACGUCGCCGAAAAGCGCCCUUCGUGUGUCGUCGAGUGGAGACCUGUUGAUAUCAGAAGAUGAAAGAGAAAGAGCUACUAGGUGGACCUCUUCCUCUUCUAGACACUUUCAUCAAAACUCUGGCGGAGGACUAAAACACCAGCUAGAGGGUGCACCGACUUCGAGUCGAAGCAAAACAGGAGGCUUGAGUAGUACUAAAAGAACAGUAUCACCACGCACAGGCUCGCCAUUCUCUACUCUUGGCACCACUCCAGUUUUAGCCUUCGUGAAUCCGAGGAGUGGUGGCCAAGACGGAUAUGAGACUCUGAGGAAGCUCAAGUCUAUACUGCAUCCCAUCCAAGUCGUGAACCUGAAGGAGAAAAAUGCCCUCUAUGAGCCUGUGCACUUACUAGAAUGGUUUUGUACGACGUUUGUUAAGGCUACCAAGAUGAAUACAUCCUCAAAUAAUGCAUCCCUGAUGGCUCUUGCUUUCUCUGCUUGUUGAAAAAGAAGAUGACUACAGGCAUGCUUACUUACAUAAUGAGGAUGUUGUUGUAACUUCCGUACCUCUGUCUAAGUUUGGCAGCAGAUUGCGCGUGCUUGUUGCCGGAGGUGACGGAACAGUGGACUGGGUCCUUUCGAUGAUUGACUCUAUAGUGGAUCGCGACGAUCCCUCUGUUAGCCCAACGGUCGUGAACGCAAAAGGAGAGAUUUUGUUAUGAAUCAACAACAACAUGAACAUAGAUUAAGAUGGGGAGUUUGCAACACAUUAGCAUUCUUGAGAAAAAGACGAUUUAACAUCUUAGACCGCUUUUACUUGCCUUCAUGAUAUGUAAGACUACUAAAUUUUGAAAGUAGUGACUGUACUGCUUUAUUAACUUUUUUGUACAUAAGCUGUUGUCUUGUUCGUAGUUAUUAAUCAUUGUAGUUUAUUUGAUACUUACUGUACGCGCUAAUAUCUGAACCUGAAGCUGCAGGUGACAGGCCGCUCUCGCCUGCUGUUGCUGCAGGAUCAACGUCGAAGUCUGAGGGUCUAAAAACGAGAGAAACGAUAGUGCCUCCGCCAGUGGGUAUUCUUCCUCUUGGAACGGGCAACGACUUGGCUCGCGUCUUCGGUUGGUCACGGACGAGCAAUAUUCGCGGUUUUCUGUCCGAAUUUGCGACUGCGCGAGCAGUGUUCUUAGAUCGUUGGGUAGUCAGUAGCUACGUCAAGCGGCCUAUCGAACAGACUCAGGCUGAUCCUGCGGAGCAUUCUCGUGGCGAUGCACUCAUACUUGAUGAAGACGGGACCACGUCGAUUAAGGGGUUGUCAAGGAAAACGAGCAAGUCGAAGUCGACAAAGUCGGCAGCAGAUCGCGACUUGGUAGGUGUUGGCGUAGAUCGUGCAAAGUCGGCAGCAGAUCGCGACUUGGUAGGUGUUUCCGUAGAUCCUGAUGACGCCCUAGCCGACUUACAAGUUGUGGAUGAAACGACUGCCUGGGUUGCGAAGCUUGGUGGCCUCGUGUUUUCAAUACUGGUGAAGGCACAAACUCUCGCUCAGACGAUUCAGGAAACUUUUUUUCGGAAGAGGGAAAACAAUGUUUCGGUCGAGGAAGAGAGUAACGAACAGCACCAGGGACAGGGCACUUCUAAGAGCGAUACUUCGUUUCAGUACCAGCUUGUGAGGCGGAAGACGGCGUCCAAUUACGUCGGCAUUGGCGUAGAUGGCACAGUGAUUACCAAUUUCCACGACUUCCGCGAGGAACUACCUGGUCUCUUCAUACUGCAGAAGGUAAACAAAUUUUACUACGCACUCAUGGGCUUGAUGGAGACGAUCCUCAGAAGCUGCUCAGACCUCCCGAACCGCGUGAAAAUCCGCUGCGACGGCAGAGAAUACGCAUUGCAGGAUGGUAUUGAAGGCAUCAUCAUGUCGAACAUCACAUCUUACGCGGGUGGCGCACGACUCUGGCAGGGACCUGCAUACACGGCGCCGCUGCUCCUGAGUCAGGAGGAUGCGGCUAACGGAAACGGUUCUGCUGGUGGAGGCGAAGAGGACUCGUCUGUAGGUGUUGAUGACGCACUAGAACAACGCAAUUCAUCUCAACAUGGAGAGGCAGUAUUCCCGUUUCCUGUUGACGGUCCUUAUCAUGGCAAUACUUCAUCUACUGGUAUGUCUUCUAGAACUACUGCAGCACGAGGAGCGGCCGCACCACGGAGACGGGCAAGUCAUGGUGAUGUUAACGCAGGAGCUGCUGUAAGCGCAGCGCCUUCCUUGGUGGUAUCAUCCAGCUCAAGGAACAAUGAAAACCAAAACAUUUUUUCCGAAGGUACUAGUUCCUUACGACGCCGUCGUAGUCGGGAACCGCACCACCGGGAUCAAACAUCAAGCACUAUCGCUUCUUCAGCAGCAGUGGCUGGGACCACUCAAAACGGGAUCGUCAGUGCUGCACAAGAGCAGGUCAAGAGUACUGAAGACUACCCUACCUCGUCAUUAGAUGCGGAAACCAGUUCACACGACAAUCUGUUGGACGUGGUGAUGUUGCGAGGCGCUGACCACUUGGCUCUGAUCAUGAUCGGCAUGGAUAGAGCGAUUCGCUUGUGCCAGGCACGCGAAAUAGAGAUCGAGAUUAACAGUACGAAACCAAUACCGAUCCAACUAGAUGGCGAGCCGUGGUCUCAGCCGGGGAUCUCCAAAGUCAAGGUCGAACUGAAGCAUCCUAGGAGUCAAGGUACUUGCUUACUUAUACUUUUUUCACAUUAAGGUCGAACUGAAGCAUCCUAGGAGUCAAGGUAUAAUUUCGGUUGAUUUCUUGCGAAGUCAUUCACAUACUGUUCAAGAAAGACUAAGACUUGUAGUUUUUAGAGGGAUUCAGUCUAGUAUUUGUACCUUGUCCUUGGUCUAUUCCUAAUCGAUCCAACAAACAAUUAUCCUCCUAUUCUUCGCUUCAUCUUCAGCCGUGAUGUUGAAGCGUAUCGAGCACGGACUCGGAGAGAGGGCGUUUGUGAAGACCUUGAGCAACGGGACCGAGCGCGGCAUAAUUCUGCCAUGGCAGAGGGACGCGCUGCUGAAAGAAAUGGCUGCUAUCAUGCACCAUGAGGAGCGACAGCCUGCAAACAACAACUACUACCAGAGGACUACUGCUUACAAAGCGUACAGGCAAUUGAUGCAGUACUAUGGAAGUAGCUGAGGAACGUGAGUCCUCCUCACGACAGUAUGAAGCGUGCUGAUUGGAGGACCACUACAAGUGGCUGAUGAACGUGAGUCCCCUUCGCGACAUGUUAAUACGUCGUUCCCUCAUAUCGUCUCAGGACGUAGAGGCGCGGCAGUCGCAGCUGCGGGGAGGUUGGCGCCCUGUGGAGGCAUACCGAUUGAUUGACUGAAGGACCACCACAGCACGACGCGUGUUGUUAUGCUCAUCCAUGACAGAGACACACAGAUGACAUGUAGGUCACGACAUGACGAGGAUGUGCUGACGUCCUUUCCCAGAAACUAACGAAACUUUGGGGUCUACUCUAGUAUGUCUAUUCCCCAUGACCUUGACCCCAGUGCCUUAAGACUCUCAGUUCUCGCCUGAUCUUUGUUAUCUUCCCAUCUUUCCUAUAUUCUAGGAUGAUUCAUCCCAUCCCUCACCUUCGUCUUCAUCCUCAUGACAAAGUGUGGCUGUUACCUUGUGAUUUUCUAUAGCUGUACAUGCGCACGUGGAG
Messenger RNA from Amoebophrya sp. A25, 7562 nucleotides. The record is from the annotation of a GenBank genome assembly. Lineage: Eukaryota; Dinophyceae; Syndiniales; Amoebophryaceae.